GGAUUUCCUCGAUUGUCAAAGGUGAAACAGCGCGGAAGUUACCCAGUAGGCAUGAAGGAGCUGAUAACGUUAGCGAUGGAAGUUCUGUUACUUGCACGUUCGUCAUACACAGCGCUGGAGUGAAGGGGGUUGCUGUGGGUACGCCACAGUAGGAUGCUAGGUCCGGGACCGCCCGGGGCUGCUGUGUCCCUGAAACUCACAAGUGCUAAGGACACAUUUUUGCGUGUGACACCUGAGGUGCUCGCACAAUUACGCCUGGAGCAGAAACAUGCAGUGGAGGUGUCAUGGAGCGAUCAGGAGCCAGUGUAUCUAUGCUGGAUGGAGAGAAGGAGUGGCACUUGCUCACGUACAAAUGUGGCUGAACUGAACAGACAGUUUGGUGAGAUCCUUGGAUUUUCAGAUGGGCAGCAGGUCUUUCUCAAGCAGUGCACUAAUGUCAUUUCUUGUAAGGAGGUCACUGUCGAGCCCCUGACUGCUGAUGACUGGGACAUACUGGAACUUCAUUCUUCAGCCCUUGAAUCCCGUCUUUUGGAUCAAAUUCGAAUAGUUUAUCCUAAGGCUAUAUUUCCAGUAUGGGUUGACCCACAUACUUGCAUUUACCUUCAGAUUGGUGCACUGACGCCACAGUCUAGUUAUGGCAGACUGGAACCACUUACGGAGUUAAUUGUUGCUCCAAAACAGCGAAACUUAGAAACCAUUUCCCCAGCAUUUAUACCUCCAGGACCUGAGGAUUUGGAUGUUAAUUUCAGCCAUGAAAAAAGUGAUCACAAACAAAGCAGAACUGCAGACAGUCAAAGGCAAUCAACUGAAGGAGAAAGUGGACCUACAGAGUCAGACCAUUCUGAUAGUUUAUCCAGUAGCAAAAGUAUUUGGGACACAGUAGGAGAUUUUCUUUUACGGUCUCUGGGGAGGAAACCAGCCCUCUCUUUAGGUAGCAGUGAAACAGAACUAAUUAAGAAGUCUUUGGUUAAAAAAGUUGAGUUAGAAGCUGUUUUUAGGGUAUCCAGUCGCAUCCCUCACAUUGUUAAAAGCAGCCAGGAAUAUAAUGACUAUGCCAACGAUAACUGUGUUCAUGUUUUCUUAUGGUACCCUGAGCCUCCUGGUUUAGUACCUGAUAUUGUUGUAACAUUUGGAACAAUUCAGGAACUUUUAUCACCAAAAAGAAGAAAAGAAAGUACAAGAAAAAACACUGAGCCAUCAGAAAAAAAACCAGAUGGUAUUGCUCCGGGAAGCCCAAAACAGAGGAAUUCUGACACCAAAGGACACAGUGCAACAGUGAAGAUAGUAUGGCAUGGCUUUGAUGAUCUCAAAGAUGUAAUCGAGUAUGAUACUAGGAAUGGAAACACACACGUUGGAAAAGUCUGGGUCCCAUCUCAGUUGAGAAAGAAACUCAAUAUCAAUAUUUCCUCAGCUGUAAGAAUACACUCACAUGAUUCAGUUCUCAGGCUCCCAACUUCACUCACACUACAGCCAGCGCAGACUUUGGAUAGAAACAUACAUGAAGAUGAAAUCAAAGCUGCAUUCAGUACUUGGCUGCAGUCUAAUAGUACCUUAAAGAUGCCUUGGAUUGCAGGGAACACUGGUUAUAUACAGAUUAUUUUAAAGGAUGAAGUAUCGGAUUUCUUCAUUAUUUUGGAUAAAUUAGACCUUCAAUCAAGCCAAGAUGAUUUUUAUAUGUUAUGCCCAAGCAUUAUGGAGAAAACUAAAAUUCAUGUGAAUUUUGAGCCGGCCCCCUCUGAAGAGUCUCAUAGACACCUACAUGCAGAUCAAAAUCUUCUUUACUUGAAACUGCAAAAUUUAGGAGGGGUGAGUAAACUGGGGAAAUCAUGCUAUGAUCAUGUUGUUCAUUGUCUCCUGGGCCGGCCACUCUCCAGACAGCUGGUUGCAUCUGCUUCUGGUCUUCGUAGCGGAGGAGUUCUUCUUUGUGGACCUAAGGGAAGCGGAAAAUCAACUUUAGCAAAAGCCUUAUGUAAAGAAGCAUCUGAGCAACUGGAAGCACAUGUAGAAGAAAUUGAUUGUAAACUAUUAAAAGGGAAAAACGUUGAAAAUAUUAUUCAGACACUAGAAGAAGCUUUUGAAGAAGCCGCCUGGAGACAGCCUUCAGUUAUACUUUUAGAUGAUCUGGAUCAAAUUGCUGGUGUUGCUUCUUCCCCUGAACUGGAGCAGAGUCCUGAAGCAACUCAAAGCAAACAACUUGCAUAUGUUUUGAAAGAUUUAAUGAAGAAUAUAAUUUCCAUGGACACUCUGGUGUCUCUAAUAGCUACAUGUCAAUCUGAACAUUCUCUGAAUCCUGUGCUAAUUUCUGAGCAAGGGACACAUCUUUUCCAGUGUGUGAAACCCAUCCCACCACCAACACAGGAAAACAGAUCUGAGAUGCUACGCUGUGUGAUAGAGAACCGGCUAAGUGGUGAUACUGCUUUCUAUAGAGACCUUGACUUCCAGUAUCUUGCAAGAGAAACAGAAGGCUUUGUGGCAAGAGACUUUACCAUGCUUGUUGAACGAGCCAUAGAGUCUAGUGUGUCAAAGCGACAGAUAUGCAGGAUAGAAGAUUUGGUUUUGUCAACGACUGACUUCCAAAGAGCUCUAAAAGGCUUUACUCCAUUGUCCUUAAGAAAUGCUCAGCUGCAUAAGCCAAAGAAACAGGACUGGAACAUGGUGGGAGGUUUACAUGAUAUUCGCCAGGUUCUUAAAGACACCAUUGAGUUACCAGCCAAGUAUCCUGAGCUAUUUGCAAACCUUCCCAUACGCCACAGAUCUGGAGUGUUGCUGUACGGUGCACCCGGAACAGGGAAGACGCUGCUGGCUGGUGUUAUUGCUCAUGAAAGUAGAAUGAAUUUCAUCAGCAUUAAGGGCCCAGAGCUUCUCAGUAAAUACAUCGGGGCAAGUGAACAAGCGGUGCGGGAUGUCUUUACCAGAGCCCAGGCUGCUAAGCCUUGUAUUCUAUUCUUUGAUGAGUUUGAUUCCAUUGCUCCUCGGAGAGGCCAUGAUAACACUGGUGUAACUGACAGAGUGGUCAACCAGAUGCUGACACAGCUUGAUGGUGUGGAAGGAUUACAAGGAGUGUAUGUUUUGGCAGCCACUAGUCGCCCUGACUUGAUUGAUCCUGCGCUACUCAGACCUGGACGUUUGGAUGAAUGCCUAUAUUGCCCCCCACCAGACCAGGACUCACGAUUUGAAAUCUUAAAAGGCCUCAGCCAUUCCAUGCUUUUAGAUGAAAAUGUGGACUUGAAGCAUAUUGCCUCUCUGACGGAUUACUUCACAGGAGCGGAUCUUAAAGCCUUGCUGUAUAACGCUCAGCUGGAGGCAAUUCAUACUAACCUGUCGGUAACCGUUCCUCAGGACAACAAUUCUGGAUCUGACAGUGAUAUGAGCUUGUCUUCCAUAAUAUUCCUGAACCACAGCAGUGCUUCUGAUGACUCGGGAGGAGACCAAGAUAGUGUUCUAGAUCACUCUUUACCCUCCUUGGAUAUGAUAAAGCUUCCCAUCGAAGACAUUCAUUCCAGCAUGUGGCGUCUUUACUUUGGAAAUUCAUAUGAUUCAGACCUUGGAAACGGCAGUUCAGAACAGACUUCCCAGAGCUUUUCUGGAAGCAAUUCCAUUACACAUGAGUUUACUGGCCCGACUAUAGGAGAAUUAGUGCCUUCACAACCUCUAGUGUUUAUAAGCAGCUCACCAGAAGAUCACCAGCAACACAGUCAGGAACAAUGUCAGAAAGUAGAUGAUGAGAUCAGUGUACCCAAGGCCAACUGCAUGAAUGUGGUCUAUGACUCCCACAGCCAAAUGGAGUCCAAGAAGAGCCUUCUGAUUAAGCAGCAUCACCUUCUCAAUGCGCUUGCCAGCACAAGGCCAUCCAUUAGCCAAGAGGACUGGAAGUUUUUUAACCACCUUUACGAAAACUUUAAAAACCCAAAGCAGUCGAGCAGAGAAACUUGGAGAAGUGGACAAAAAGUGACCCUUGCCUAAUAACCACCAUGCUGAGUCCUGCAAAUGAUAUCUAAUCAACUCAACUAGAAGGGUUAUUUGUAAUUAAUAAAUGAUUUAUUUUUUA
Molecule: messenger RNA, 4048 nt
Organism: Xenopus tropicalis (tropical clawed frog)
Lineage: Eukaryota; Metazoa; Chordata; Amphibia; Anura; Pipidae
Gene: pex1
Product: peroxisomal biogenesis factor 1
Exons: 24
Coding region: 154-3963 (1269 amino acids)
Biological process (GO): peroxisome organization
Cellular component (GO): membrane; peroxisome
Molecular function (GO): ATP hydrolysis activity; ATP binding
Source: RefSeq, a predicted model, not a curated record